AUGUUUGACUCAACGGAAAGAUUACCGUACAUUCCGCCACCAGAUUAUAGUCCGUUGAUUAAGCCGGUAAAUUCCAAGAAUAUUUACAACAAAAAUUCCAAACCAGAAAAACGUGUUUCUAUUGAUGCAUACGACGAAUUUGAACCUUCAACUAUUCCACAAAGCCGUGACGACCAUGGCCAGCCGCAUAAAUAUGUUCCGGUAAAUUUUAUUUAUUUUAGACGUUUUAAAUUUUUACUCAUUUUUAUUUUUAAAGUAGUUUUUUCAAGGUUUUCCAUAGAGUUAUUCACUUACUUUUUUUCCAGGAUAUUCGUCCAGGUCGCCGCUACAAAGUUGUACAUUCGUAUCAGCCCGAGCCUCAGUUCCCUCCUCGUGAUCCACAAGCGGUUCAACAAAGGGUACUUCAAAUGCUAAAAGAACAAGGUGUACCAGUAUUACCAUUCGCCGAUCAAACAAUAAAAGAACCCAUUGGACCAACAAAAGCUUACUUAAAACAUUUGAAAAAUCAUCAAAACUUUGACACAUUGAAGUCAUUUAGAAGCUGUGAUAAUUGUGUUUUGUGUAAACAGAUUCAAGGAGAGUUAGUGAGUAUAGAAAACAAGGGUCGACGGUAUGUAGUAUUUUUUGUUGAAAAUUAACGAAAAACAAUAAUGGUGUAUUUACAAUGACAUUUAAUUUCUUUUCCGAUAAUCAAAUGUACUCUAUGAAAACUCCAGCCGAAGGCUGGGGAGGAAGGAUUUUUUCCUCCCCCUCCUGCCACCAACUUUAAACAUUUGAUUAAAUAUUUUGAGUUGUUUCAAACAUUGAAUUAGUAUUUUUUUUGUUUUUAGGCCAACGUCAGCGACCAGAAAACCAGAAACAAGCAUUAUUAACAGCAAAAUAUACGAAAAUCCAUUUUAUCAUGAAAUUGCAAAUUUUGAGCCAAUCCAAGUUGCUGACCAAAUACACAUCAGACAACCGUCAAACUCCUCAAAAUUGUAAGUUUUUAUAGUAUAAAACGAUUUUUUUGCUAAAUUUGAACUAAAAAGUUUCAAGCUAAUAUUUUUUAAAAUUACGCUUGAAAUUAAAGCUCUAAAGAUAAUUACUCUUGUUAGUACCAAAAACCAAAAAUAAACUGAAACUACAUUACAGAAGUGUUGACGUUCCUGUACAAGCGAGACGAACAACGUUUGAACGUACAGCAAAGAUACGUCGUGAUAUACGGGCGCAAAGUCACCAACAACUUAACGUAUUCAAAGGAGAAUUUGUUAAAGUAAGACGAUACAAACGUGCUUUACUUAAACGAGACUAAUUAGGUUUAGGUUUAGUAGGCACAGGUUUAGUAGACUGAGGAAGCAUGGGCUUGGUAGGCUUAAACAUAGUAGGCUCAGGUUUAGUACAAAAAUGACGACAAUGUUGGUGUUAAAAGACUUCAUUUUAAUUCAGUUUCAGAUCAGCCAAUUUGAUCCAAAUUGGAGUUACUGUAUGAAUCGGCACGGUCAGAAGGGAUGGGUACCUACUAGAGAUCUAAACUUUGCAACAAAUUCGACAAGCUCAUCACCGAUGUCAACUUAA
Molecule: messenger RNA, 1554 nt
Organism: Bursaphelenchus okinawaensis
Lineage: Eukaryota; Metazoa; Nematoda; Chromadorea; Rhabditida; Aphelenchoididae
Source: the annotation of a GenBank genome assembly